Messenger RNA from Diachasma alloeum, 3289 nucleotides. RefSeq names its product rhophilin-2 (gene Rhp). The coding region runs from base 564 to 2558 and encodes 664 amino acids. Gene Ontology annotation, biological process: negative regulation of stress fiber assembly; signal transduction. The transcript has 11 exons. The record is from RefSeq and is a predicted model, not a curated record. Gene Ontology annotation, molecular function: protein binding. Lineage: Eukaryota; Metazoa; Arthropoda; Insecta; Hymenoptera; Braconidae.
AGCGCCGGACAUAACACUCGACAAACUCGUCGGGCGUGCUCAUAACGAAUACGUUUUUUUGGUUUUUAAUGGGAAAUUUCACUCGGAAAUGUGAUCAAUCGAGAAGAUCAUGACGCGACGGUCUGCAUCUCUGAGUGAAGAUGGUGGUAUUUACUAUUCGGUGAGUCGUGAAAAAGUGCGCGCUUUUUUGACGUGACCCUGGUGACCCCCUUCGAAGUUCAAAAGUUUGAUUUUUGUAUUUUUUAUGCACGUUAGAGGUUGAAGUAAUAGUCCCGUUGUAUUUGGAGUUGAGAGAGACGGGAGCUGAUAGUGACGCAUACGCCUGGAUUUUCGUGAAUGCAGAGGUGAUUAGAAAGUCUCCAAUUUGGGUCAGUUCCAUGUGAAUACCUCGGGAUUGGGGACCUCACUGAUGCAUUCUUUAGGAUGUUAAGUGGAUUUUUAUCAGUUGUAGAGACAUUUGGGAUCGAGUACCAUUAGUGGCACGUGAAGUCUAGGGGAUUGAGUGAUGGGGUGCGAGUCAGUGACAUUUACUUUGGUUUCAAUCUGAGGAAUAGUAUGAUACAAUGAAUAUACCGAUAGUAGCAGGUGAUAUCCUGGAUGAUGAAGGUUACAAGCCACGUUUCGUUCGGGGCUCGGACCCCAGAGUCGCUACGUGCAGAGGUAAAUUGCAGAAUAAACGGAGCAAACUCAAUCAGGAGAUAAAUAAGGAAUUGAGAUUACGCGCUGGGGCGGAGAAUUUAUUCAAAGCAACCACAAACCGGAAAUUGAAGGAGACCGUUGCCCUCGAGCUCAGCUUCGUCAACUCGAAUCUUCAGUUACUCAAGGAACAGCUGGCCGAGCUCAACAGCUCUGUUGAACUCUAUCAGAAUGACGGGACGGAGCCGAUCAUGCCGAUGAUCCCGCUGGGCCUCAAGGAGACGAAAGACAUUGACUUCCGGGAUCCAUUCAAGGACUUUAUUUUGGAGCAUUACAGUGAAGAUGGCGAGCAUUAUGAAGAGGCUAUUGCUGAGCUCAUGGAGACACGACAGGCGACGCGAACACCGACGAGGGAUGCAGCAGGCAUCGCCCUCCUCCUGCGCUACUACAAUCAGCUAUACUUCAUCGAGAGACGCUUCUUCCCCCCCGACAGAAGUCUGGGAAUAUACUUCGAGUGGUUCGACUCAUUAACAGGAGUCCCGAGCUGUCAGCGAACUGUUGCUUUCGAGAAGGCCUCGAUACUCUUCAAUGCGGGGGCAUUGUAUACUCAGUUGGGUGCGAGACAGGACAGGAGGACUGCCAAGGGCCUGGAUCAAGCGGUGGAUGCCUUCUUGAGGGCUGCAGGGACGUUUAGAUAUAUUCACGAGAAUUUUACAAAUGCUCCCAGCAUGGACCUUGGACCUGACAUGCUGAAUAUGCUGGUGCAGCUCAUGUUGGCGCAGGCUAGGGAGUGCCUUUUCGAGAAGUUGGAACUGCAGUCCAGGGAGGGAAGAAACGUUGAUGUUUCUUUGGAUCUUGCUCAAGAAGCUGCACAGGUGGCAGCUGUAUAUAACGAUGUUCAUGGUGUUAUAUCCCGUGAGCCGGUUCGCGACUAUGUGCCAGAAUCCUGGAUUUCCCUGGUCCUUGUCAAACGAGAACAUCAUCUCGCACUUUCACAUAAACACUGCGCUGCUGGACUCCUCGACAGACCCAUCGCCGAGUUUCGUACCGAGACAAAACUCACUCUUGAGCAUAUUCAAGAGAGCGAUGGCAAGACGCAAAUUGAUUACAAUGUGCCAAAGGAUGAUAAGGAGAGGAAUUUGUUGGGGAAAGCCCACUUGAGAGAAGCUCUAGUACUGCAUGAGGAGAGCCAACGACUCCAGAGGAUGUGCAGGGAAUUGAAAGGGAAACAGGCGUUGGCUAAGGUUCUCAAGAGGGCACAUGAUCUGACGCUGAAGGAUUAUAGCGAAGCUGGGGAUGAGGACGAUUUUCGAGAGCUGUUGGAUCCACCUCAUAUAAUCGCUUCAACGAAAUUCCAAUUGAACAUUACGCAUCCCGACUUCGGCCAGCACGGAGUGGAUGAUCUCUUCAGGUCUCUCGGCCCAGUCGCCAUUUUCUCGGCAAAGCGACACUGGACGGCUCCACGACUCAUUCAACUCCAAAGGGGUCCAGGAGGUGAAGGUUUCGGAUUUAGUGUUCGUGGAGAUGCUCCUGUUAUCAUCGCUGCGGUUGACCACAAUUCGCUGGCUGAUCUGGGUGGCAUGAAGGAAGGUGACUUCAUCGUGAGUAUCGGUGAUAAAGACGUCAAAUGGGCUUCCCACGAGCAAGUUGUACGCUUGAUCAAACAGUGCGGAGACUCGAUAAGUUUGAAACUCGUCACGCCGAUGGAUAGAAAUUAUCUGAAGAAACCAAUGAAGUCAUGCCAUCACGACAGGGGUAGUGUAUCAGCGAGCAGUUCAUCAGGUGUAUCAUCCGGGCAACCGAGUCCAGCGGGUUCUGUGACAACUGCUCACGUCGCGAGACGAAUUCCCUGGAAUCCCUUCAAAAAAUCGAGUCAGAGAGACAGCAGGGAUCUUACAUUCGACAACGUCAUCCUGAGAUGAUUCCAUCACUCGAUUUUCUUUGAUUGUGAAGACUAUGAGUCACAGAGAUAAAAAGCAACACAAAAAGGAGGAAAUAAUAAUCAUUACAGAGGUUCGCCAUAUCGUAGCUCUUCGACUUGCCUCAGUAAUCCACAAGUUUCAUCGCAAAUUAAUUAACUAAAUGAAAAAUGUAAAUAGGAUUUGUUCUGUUUGUGCUCUAGACGAGCACGUGAAUCGGCCAUUUUAGGUGAGUUAGAGUAGGCGAAACCCUGGAUUACUGCUGGCAACUGAUAUAUUUUUUUGUUCGUUGAGAAUUGUCGAGACAAAUCGUAAUGCCAAAUUCAGAUGUAAAUCGCUUUAACGUAAAACGAAAAGGAGUGAUUUUUCGUUGUAUUAUUGUAUUGAGCGAAUGCAGAAUUCUUUUGCAUACACGCAGCCAUGUACACAGAGCCUCGUCAAGGAGUAGUGCGGACAAAUAGUUGAAGAGAAAAAAAUAAAGUCGUUUUGGAGGAAUUGAAUCAUUUACGAAUGUGCCACUCAACUACAAAGUGAAUGGAUGAAAUUAUUUUUUGAACAAAGAAAAAUGAUUAUCACUCGUUUGAAUAUUUUCGCAGUACAUUCCUAAAUUGUACAUAAAUAAAUGCAACAAUUAAACAUAAAUUUUAUAUUCUAAAUGAAAAAAAACUCUGUCUCGUAUGUGCUGUAACAUAAAUGCCUAUAUGAUCGGAAAUAAAAAGUGAAUACGAAAUGCA